This is a messenger RNA of Myxocyprinus asiaticus (Chinese sucker), 6384 nucleotides long. Its product is annotated as disheveled-associated activator of morphogenesis 2-like. The transcript is spliced from 26 exons. The coding region runs from base 272 to 3436 and encodes 1054 amino acids. Lineage: Eukaryota; Metazoa; Chordata; Actinopteri; Cypriniformes; Catostomidae. Gene Ontology annotation, biological process: negative regulation of oligodendrocyte differentiation; regulation of non-canonical Wnt signaling pathway; actin cytoskeleton organization. Gene Ontology annotation, molecular function: small GTPase binding; actin binding. The record is from RefSeq and is a predicted model, not a curated record.
UCCAAGCUCCGACUCAGUGGCACUCAGAAAGCUCUUAGUUGAAGAAUUGUUUUGCUCUGAUAUACUCACCAACUCAGCUCUGAAUAAAAAAGAGAAGUGAGUUUAAGGGUACUUGGAUGCUCAAAAGAAAAGGGAACUUGGAAAAAUUCUUGUUGACAGUGAAUAGGGUAAGGAUGAGAUAUCUGAAAGGGCUGCUGUCAGAACUGGAAUAUGCCCCCUAGAUAGCAAACCCCACCCUUUUGCUUCGGGCUGCCCUCCUGUUUAAGACAGCAUGCCUCCCCGGAAGCGCAUACGGCCCAGCCUGGGCUUCCUGUGCUGCCUUAACAGCAGUGAGCCCCCUGAGAUCAACCUGAAGGACAGUGUCCCCCAAACGUUAUUGGAGUUUAGCACUCCCAUGCCUUCGGAGGAUGAACUACAUGCACGCUUCUCCGAAUUAGUGGAUGAAUUGGAUCUCACAGACAAGAACAGGGAAGCCAUGUUUGCUUUGCCUGCUGAGAAGAAAUGGCAGAUCUACUGCAGCAAGAAGGAACAAGAGGAUCCCAACAAGCUCGCUACCAGCUGGCCUGACUACUACAUAGACCGCAUCAACUCCAUGGCAGCUAUGCAGACACUUUUCGCAUUUGAUGAAGAGGAAGUGGAAAUGCGCAACAAGGUGGUUGAGGAUCUAAAAACUGCGCUCCGAACUAAGCCAAUGAGGUUUGUGACACACUUCAUCGAGCUGGGCGGCUUGACCUGUCUUCUAAACUUCCUGAAAAGCAUGGACUACGAGACCUCAGAGAGCCUCAUACACACUUCCAUCAUUGGCUGCAUCAAAGCCUUGAUGAACAACUCCCAGGGCCGUGCCCAUGUGCUUGCCCACCCCCAAAGCAUCAACACAAUCUCCCAGAGCCUCCAUCAGGACAAUAUCAAGACUAAGGUGGCCGUGCUGGAGAUCCUGGGCGCUGUUUGCCUGGUGCCAGACGGGCAUAAAAAAGUACUACAAGCAAUGGCUCACUACCAGAAGUACGCUGCUGAGCACGCACGCUUCCAGUCUCUCCUCAACGAGCUGGACAGGAGCACAGGAUGCUACAGGGACGAAGUCAGUCUGAAGACGGCCGUAAUGUCUUUCAUCAACGCUAUGCUGAAUGCUGGGGUUGGAGAGGACAGUCUGGAGUUCCGUCUUCAUCUUAGGUAUGAGUUUUUGAUGUUAGGAAUUCAGCCAGUCAUCGACAAGCUGAGAGCUCAUGAUAAUGCCACACUCGGCAGACAUCUGGACUUCUUUGAGAUGGUGUGGAACGAAGAUGAGUCAGAACUGGCCAAACGCUUUGACACGACACAUGUGGAUACCAAGAGUACCAGUCAGAUGUUUGAGCUGAUCAAGAAGAAAUUGAGCCAAACAGAGGCUUACCCCAACCUGCUUUCUAUCCUACAAAACUGUCUCGAAAUGUCUUAUAAAUGUGGGGCAGGCAGCUUACAGCAAUGGCAACUUCUAGACCGCAUUCUUCAGCAAAUUGUUCUGCAGGAUGAGCGGGGAGAAGACCCAGAUGUUUCACCCCUGGACAAUUUCAAUGUUAGGACUAUUGUUAAAAUGCUUGUCAAUGAGAAUGAAGUCAAACAGUGGCGAGACCAGGCAGAAAAGUUCAGAAAAGAGCAUGGAGAGUUGAUGGCUCGCCUGGAAAGGAAAGAGAGGGAGUGUGAGACCAAGACGCAGGAGAAGGAGGAUAUGAUGAAGACUCUCAACAAGAUGAAGGACAGGUUGCAGAGAGAAGGGGUGGAGUUGCGCUCAGCCAGGGAGCAGGUUUUAGACCUGUCCUCCCGCGUUAGCGACAUUUCAAGUGGUGGAGUUCCUUUACCCAUUCCCCCUCCUCACACUGGGAGCCUGAUGGCGCCGCCCCCACCCACUAUGAUGAUGGGUGGUUUCCCUCCUCCUCCUCCACUUGUCCCUUUCUCCAGCCCACCACCACCUCCUCAACCUCCCCUCGGAGUUCCUCCCCCCCCACCAGGAGCCCCUCCCAUCUUUUCCGGGGUCCCCCCUCCACCUGGACCUGCUUUCAUCAGUUCCACCACCAGCCUACCACAACCUUCACAACCACUUAAAUCCUUUAACUGGUCUAAACUUGGUGAGAACAAGAUCACUGGUACCAUCUGGCAUGAAAUCGAUGACAGAAGGGCCUUUAAAGUUCUCGACCUGAAGGAUAUUGAGAAGAUGUUUUCAGCUUAUCAGAGGCAGCAAGAGCUGCUCACUAACCAAUCCUUCAAGCAGAAAGAGACAGGCUCUAUGGAUGACCUGUACUUGAGCUCACGCAAAGUCAAAGAGCUGUCUGUCGUUGACGGGCGGAGGGCCCAGAACUGUGUCAUCCUGCUUUCCAAGUUAAAAAUGAGCAAUGAGGACAUAAAGAGAGCCAUUCUGGAGAUGGAUGUGAGAGAAGAGCUUGCUAAAGAUAUGUUAGAACAGCUGCUUAAGUUUGUUCCUGAGAAAGGUGAUAUCGACCUUCUGGAAGAACACAAACAUGAGCUUGAGCGCAUGGCCUGGGCUGACCGCUUCCUGUUUGAGAUGAGCAGAAUCGACCACUAUCAACAAAGGCUGCAGUCUCUUUUCUUCAAAAAGAAGUUUGCAGAGCGUCUGGCAGAGACGAAGCCCAAGGUUGAAGCUAUUCUGUGCGCAUCACGUGAGGUGGUGAGAAGUAAACGUCUGACGCAGGUUCUGGAAGUGAUUUUGGCUUUCGGGAACUUCAUGAACAAAGGACAGAGGGGCAAUGCCUACGGUUUCAGAGUGUCCAGCCUCAACAAGAUCGUAGACACUAAGUCAAGUAUAGACAGGAAUAUCACCAUGUUGCACUACCUGAUAAUGAUCUUUGAGAAGAACUAUCCUGACAUCCUCAACAUUCAACAAGACCUGGACAGCGUACCAGAGGCUGCCAAAGUCAAUUUGGCUGAGCUGGAGAAGGAAGUGUUCAGCAUCAAGAGUGGCCUGAAAGCUCUGGAAACGGAAUUAUGGUACCAGCAGAGCCGAGCACACAACCAGGGAGACGAGUUUGUCCCGGUGGUCUGUGACUUCAUCACAGUCGCUAACUUCAGCUUCUCUGAACUCGAGGAUCUACUUAAUGAAGCCAAGGACAAGUUUUCCAAGUCUCUUAAGCAUUUUGGAGAAGAGGAGGGGCGCAUGCAGCCAGACGAAUUCUUUGGAAUCUUUGACACUUUCCUGCAGUCGUUCAGCAAGGCCAGACAGGACCUGGACAAUAUGCAGCGACGGAAGGAGGAGGAAGAGAGGAGAGUGCGUAUGGAGGUCAUGCUGAAGGAGCAUGGGGAACGAGAGAAACGAGCAAAGAAGAGCACUGGAAGAAGUGUGUCAGAGGAGGUGGGCGAGUUUGAUGACCUUGUCUCAGCUCUUCACUCCGGUGAAGUCUUCGACAAGGACUCUAAGCUCAAACGCAAUCGUAAGCGCUCUGUUAACUAGCUGGUGGAUGGCGGGGGUCGUGAAUGACCAACCACCAAGGUCAACUAUUGACCUCUGUAAAUAUGGUCACAAGGAGACCAGACUCGUGCACCUGAGGGAAACUUUCUCGAAAUGCCAUACACUGCCCUCUUUUGCCUUUUACCCAGAUCGGUAAUAACUGACAAGCUUAAAGAUGGAGAAGUUCACUCCAAAAUAGUCUUGUUUUAUAAGAAUUUCCAAAGUCCUGCAGUCUCUCUCCUCUUCUUUUUACUUUCUAGUCUUCCUCUGUUACAUGUAAUUUCAAACUGCCAAGAGUUCCAACCUGGUCAGACAAACUAUAUAUGUACAUGCAGCACUGAAACAGUUUGCCUGAGGAGUGCCAGAGGUAGUAGCUUGGACCUGGUGCCAACUACAAAAGUUUUGGAUGAAGAGUAGUUCAGUCUGGUGGUGCGAGUCCUCAAAAAUCAGAUGGUUAAUCCCUCUAAGCUGCCAUGGUUAUUGCCUUUCUCAGCCACCCAUUCCCUCGUUCAUCAGCCUCUAACUUUAGGAGAUUGAGAAUACCAUCUUUGGAAAUCUGGGCAAUAGCAACACUAAAUUUUUAGAUCCAGUUGUGUUUUUCCGUUUAAAGGAGGUAGUUGAUGCUUCCUAAACUUGUGAUUACUAGGAAGUAUGACACCAUGGAUGCAGCCUCAAAGGCUGGGAUAUUCCUUCCCCAAGUGCCUCUACACAUAAACAGCAUUCCAAGGACUACCUCCUGGAUGGAAAUACAGAGAGAGAACAACAUUCUCAUGGAGAGACACAGAAAAUAUGAAACCUUAAGUCUCAAAAUGCAAAAUGUAAAAAAAAAAAUGGUGCUGGUUACAGAAAUUCAAGUUCAUAUACAUACAUUUUCUCAAACAGUUAAUUAAAUUCAUAGCAUUGUCAUGGCAUAAAUUCAGUGCAAAAUUACAGUACAACAAAAAUAAAUGCAUUAAGAAUGGCUUUUAUGUAUUUAAAGGCAGACCCACUCUCAAAUUUCACAUUUUCUUGUUUAUGUAUUUUCUUUGAUUUCUUGAAGAUAUAAAAAAAAUUAACUCUUAAUAUGCCUAGAUCCAAUUAUUACUGGAAAACUUCUGUGACCUUGAAUCAAUGCCUCAUAAUUUGUAAAAAUCUGUCCUCUACAAUAGCACCUUUUAACCAAGCUAACUAAAAUAGCUUUCUAGGAAGGAAGGGCAAACAAAAUUCUGUUUCAAGAAGCAAUUAGCAAUGAGCAAGAAUUACCAUGUGUCAAGUUUUCAGGUAACAUGUAGAGUUUUUGGGGCCUUGAUUAUAUGUUAAAUACAUGAUGCCUCAAAUGUUGUUAGCAUUGUUAACUGCUUUCUCCCUGGUCUGGAAAAAAAGCUGUCUCCUGAAUGUCAGAGAUGCAGAAUCUGAUGAGAUCCAAUGGAUUUUUGACCAGUUUUGAACAUUACAUAACCCACUUUUGUUUCCUUUUCUUAUAUUUUGUUCAUAUUUUUGAACUGACAUGUAUAUUUAGUAGCUGCAGUCAGGACAAAUGUUGCAGAUGUACCUUGUAGUUGGCAUGGUGUGGCAGAGAAGAAAAUAGUGUAAGAGAUAGGAAAGACAAGCCUGAAAAACAGAUCUGAAGGCAACGCCGGAGUCAAGAGCAAACUCCUGAAGGGGUAAUAUUUUUUAAGGUUUUUUAUGCAGAUAUGUUUUACAGAGAGGCGUCAGACUACUUUGAAUGAUGCCUCCUGUUUCAUUUGUCCAUAUGGGGUCACCAUGGGAGUUCUGUAAUAGGGGAUUUUGUUCAAUGACAGAUGAAUAUGGACCCUUUGUGCUAAUCUUCCAUUUGUGUGACUACAGCUCUGUGGCCCUGAGGGUGUUCACAUGAGCAGGGCCUCUGAUACAUGCAUAUUUUUUAUAAACCAGUGGGAUAAAUUAUUCUGCCAAAACUACAAGUGUUUCUUACAAUGCAAUGCAUUUUCAUGUAUAGAAAAUGUUUACUUUGGUAUAUGGUUCAACAGAUUGUAGAGAAGAUAAAUAUAUAAAGGUGUAAUCAUUUUAAUCAAACGACAUCUGAAAGCACCAAGCCAGUUACCUAAAUCUAUCACUCACUUUUAUAUCUAGUUAUUUUUUAAAGAUAAAGUUCAGCCUCUCACUUUUGCUUGGUCCGAUAUUGCACUUGAUGUUUUCCCCAAAGGCUUGAGUGGUGCAUAUGUCUGGUUAUUUGAUAAUAAUAUUACAGGUGUAUUAUUGCCUGCAACAUGAAACACAAGUCACAGUCUUUGUAUAUGUUCAUGGAAUGCUGCAACCGUUUUUUGGUUUUGUUUGUUUUGUUUUAUUUUUACAGGUUGUAAAUUGAUAGUGCCAAGCGCACAGGCUGAUUGACAAGAGCCUCACCUACAAGAUGUAUAGUUCUUAAUUAUUUUUUUAUUUUUUUUUUUUUAUUAUUUUUUUACAACAUGAUAGUUGUUUGAGGGAAAAGGUGGAAUUAAAAAAAAAAACAUUUUUUGAGGAAUGUGGAAAAGAGGAAUUUGUUAUCCUGUAAAUUGAAGUUCUAUUUAUUUGCCUUAUUUAGAUUGCUAUAUUUUGUACACAGAAUUGCAUCAGACAUUUUAUAAUAAUGAAUAACUAUAUUGUGAUUCAUGUAUGUCACAUAUUUUUCAGGCAUGUAUGAGAAUGACUCCUCCCUCCAAAACCUUGACCCAUUACCAUGAGUCAUUUUGUAGAGUAAAAAUAAACUUGUUUAACUGACAUUCGUGUAAUCUUGAUAAUUUGUGUUUAUGGCUCUAAACAUCUGCUCAGCUGGCUCUUAAAUCACUCUGCUAUUAAAUUCAUUAAUUACUGUAGUGAUGACAGCUGUCAAGCUCGCAUACAUUAUUUAUCACGAUUCAACACUGCCCUCGUCUGGUCAAAAUGGGUAUCUAACAUUCGUAAAUUGACGCAUCAAAUGAUUGCAACUUGCAACCACAGAGCCCCUUCAGCAA